AUGUGUGGAAUUUGUUUUUGUAUAAAUGGAAUAUAAUUAGCUAAUAAUUAAAUAAACUUUAAUUUAUUUGAAAAAUAUAUAAGAAAUCCUUAUAUUGAUAAACAUGAAGGAUUAAGAGAAAAACAUUUGAAAGCAAGCUUUGACAUUAUAAAAAAUAUUCAAGAAAAAAAAAAUAUUAUCAAUAAUUUUGAUAUUAAUGCAAUUAAGUAAAGUAUAGGUCCGAGAGGUCCAAACAUAUUUACAUAUAAAUAAUAUUCAAUAUAAAAAAAUCAAUAAACAAUUUAGGAAAAUUAAUAAAUUUUUAAUCAAAAUAUUUUUGAUAAUUAAUCAAAUAAUUUGACUUUGACUUUUUGUAACAGUUUAUUACAUUUAAGAGGAUAAAACAAUAUUUUAAAUAUAUAACCAAUAACAAAUUCUACUCAAGAAUAAAUAUUAAUUUAUAACGGUGAAAUUUAUACAGAUUAAAAUGAUUAGUUUAAUACGUUUGAAAACGAUACAUUGUAAUUAUUUAAUAUCCUUACAAAAUCAGAUAAAGAAGACUUAAAAUAUGAAGAUUUUAUUAUUAAUUAAUUAAAUAAAUUAUGGGGAGAUUAUGCAUUUAUUUUCUUUGAUAAUUAACAAAAAAAAAUAGUUAUUGCUAAAGAUCCUUUUGGCAAAAAAUCUCUUCUUUUAGGUUUUUCUGAAAAUGGAUUUGCAUUUAGUUCAUGUGCGAUAAAUAUAAAUAUGGAAAAAUAAAAAUUAGAUUAAGACAUAGAAGAAGAAGAAGAGGAAACAAAAAAAGAUUAUGAAGACAAAGCUUAUAAUUUAACUGAUGAUACAUAACGUAUAUAAUUUUUAGAAAAAAAGUAUUUACACGAAUUUUUCUAAGGAUAAUAAAAAGAAUGGAUAGAAAUUCCAUAAAAUACACUUAUUAUAAUAGAUAUAUAAAAUCCUAACUAAUUUAUAUGGAAUUAAUAUGAAAUAAAUAAUAUAUUAUAUAAUAUUUAAUAUAAAACAUAUCCUCAUAUGGAACCUUGUAUAGAAAGUCCUUUAUCUUUUAAGCAAACUAUAUAUGAAGCAAUAUAAUAAAGUGUAAAAGAACAUAUAGAAAAUAUUAUUGAAUAUAAAUACUUUUUUAAAGAUAAUAAAUUACAAGGUGAAUAAUAAUUUAGUAAUUAAAUAAAUAGUCAAAGUACUUUUACUGAUUCCAAAAUUGCUGUCUUAUUUUCAGGAGGUUUAGAUUCUACGAUUCUUACCUAUUUCUUGGAUAAAUUAUUACCUCCAGAUUAAAGUAUAGAUUUACUCAAUGUAAGCUUUAAUUUAAAUGCUUCUUCAGAUAGAAAAACAGCCCUUUUUGCUAUUUAAGAAUUAUAGUAAAUAAAUCCAAAUAGAAAAUAUAAUUUAAUCCUAAUUGAUAAAACUGUUGAUAAUUUAAAAGAAUAUGAAGAAUACUUAAUUAAAUUAAUUUAUCCUAAAUGUACACAUAUGGAUUUUAAUAUAGCUUUAGUUUUACAUAUUGCUACUUAAGGUAAAGGUUAUUUACAUACAGAUGUUGUAGAAAAAAAAAAAAUAACAUCAGGAGCUAAAAUAGUGCUAAGUGGAUUAGGGGCUGAUGAAAUAUUCGGAGGAUAUUCAAGAUAUAGAGUUGCUUUUUAAAGAAAUGGAUACUAAGAUUUAAUACAAGAAAUGAAUUUUGAUUUAUUAAGACUUUGGAUAAGAAAUCUUGGUAGAGAUGAUAGAGCAAUUUCAUAAAAUGGAAAAGAAUGUAGAUUUCCAUUUCUUAAUUAAUAACUAAUACAAACAGUGAAAAAUAAUAUUGAUUUUAAUUAUUUCACUAAUUUUAAUUUACCAAGAGGUUAUGGUGAUAAAAUAAUACUAAGAUAAGUAGCUCUUUAAUGCGGAUUAAUUUAAACAUCCGAUUUUAGAAAAAAAGCUAUUUAAUUUGGAACUGGACUUGCAAAAUAAUCUAAUAUAAGAACUUUCGGAAGUAAUAGAAAAGCCAAAGGUUGUUUUAAAUAUAAUGUAAACAAAAAUAAAAAAGAUUUUUGA
Messenger RNA from Ichthyophthirius multifiliis, 2028 nucleotides. RefSeq lists its product as hypothetical. The record is from RefSeq and is a predicted model, not a curated record. NCBI's taxonomy places the organism in Eukaryota, Ciliophora, Oligohymenophorea, Hymenostomatida. The transcript has 5 exons. Gene Ontology annotation, molecular function: asparagine synthase (glutamine-hydrolyzing) activity.